Fundulus heteroclitus (mummichog) is the source of this 1989-nucleotide messenger RNA. It is a transcript of the gene wasb, whose product is annotated as WASP actin nucleation promoting factor b. Gene Ontology annotation, molecular function: actin binding. Bases 184 to 1800 code for a protein of 538 amino acids. The record is from RefSeq and is a predicted model, not a curated record. The transcript is spliced from 11 exons. Lineage: Eukaryota; Metazoa; Chordata; Actinopteri; Cyprinodontiformes; Fundulidae. Gene Ontology annotation, biological process: actin filament organization.
GAAGAAAAGUGGGGGUUAGAGAAGUGUGGUUGUCCGUUUCCUGCUUUGAGCUGAUGUGCGCACAGAACAGAGAAGAGAAACUUCCUUUCUGACAGCGCGUUGCCAGGACCAUUUUUUUGUCAUUUCUGUCAAAUGCAAGAGAUAAUCAUUUCAAAUAAGCCGGGACUUCUGUGAGAAAGGAUAAUGAGCCGUGGAAAAAGCAAAACGGAGAGCGUCCAAAGCUCCCUGCUGAGCAACCCGGAGAAUGAGAAGCUGGAGGAGCUGCUGGGCAGAAGGUGUGCUUCCAUGGCCACGGCGGUGGCCCAGCUCUUCAUGGCUCUGCCCAACAGCCCGUCCAUGUGGAGCCUGCAGCACACUGGAGUGGUCUGCUUCGUCAAAGACAACCCUCAGCGCUCCUACUUCAUACGCAUGUUUGACCUGAAGGCUGGGAGGCAAAUUUGGGAGCAGGAGCUGUACAACCAACUUGUUUACUCGGUGCCGCUGCCGUACUUUCAUACUUUUGCUGCAGAUGACUGUCAGGUUGGGCUGAACUUCACGGACCAGCAGGAAGCGGACGCCUUCCAGAACACCAUCAUGGAGAAGAUCAACCAAAAAAACAACCGUCAAGAGAAGAAACAGCGCCCCCCACCGACAAAUGAUAGAGGCUCCCUUCCUCCUCUUCCACCUGCUUCUCCCAGCCCUGCUUCUUUUCACAUGGCCACUGUGGACAUCCAGAACCCGGACAUCCAGUCUUCUCGCUACCGCUCCAUGCCUUCGCCUGCCCUUCCCACAGCCGUCUCUGACAAAGGCAAGAAGAACAAGAACAAUAAAAAGAAAAAAGGUGUCAAGCUCUCCAAGGCGGACAUAGGAGCACCGAGUGGAUUUAAGCAUGUAUCUCACGUAGGAUGGGACCCCAACAACCUUGACCCGGACCUGUCGAAGCUGCUCUCCCAGGCAGGCAUUUCUGACGCCGAUCUGAGGGACGAAAAGACCUCCCAGCUGAUCUACAAUGUCAUAGAGCAGUCAGGAGGCAUGGAGGCCGUGAAGAGGGAGGCCAACAAAGCUGGUCUUCCUCCACCACCUCCACCCGGCAGACAGGGACCCCUGCCUCCUGUGCCUGGUGCCGGUACCCCGGGUCCGACCCCCCCACCCCCACGAGGUCGCACGGGCCCCCUGCCUCCCGUCCCAGGCCCGUCACAGCGGGGAGCCCCGCCCCCUCAUCCACCUCCAUCCCGCGGAGGCAUGCCACCCCCUCCCUCAACAAACCGAGGAGGUCCACCUCCACCGCCUCCACCGUCCCAAACUUCACAUCCGCCGAUGCCGCCUCCUUCACGGCCCUCUCCCAUGUCACCCCCAAUGCCCUUCCACAGCAUGCCGCCUCCUCCGCCGCCCUCGAACCAUCGCUCUAUGGGCGUCCCUCCACCUCCUGCCCCAUCUACACCCAGCAGGGGGGGUGGAGGAGGAGCUCCGCCUCCACCUCCUCCUCCUCCGCCUCCUCCUCCACCUCCUCAGGCUUUUACUUCUUCAGAUUUCCCCUCUCCUCCUCCCAUUGCAUCAUCACCUGCUCCUGCAUCUGGAGGAGGAGGAGGAGGAGGAGAGAGCCGAGGGGCCCUGCUCGAUCAGAUCCGAAUUGGAAAAAGUCUCAGAAAAGUAACAGAAAGCUCUGAGCCGCCACCGCCGUCAACACCAGACGGAGGAGAGGGCAUCGUCGGUGCCCUCAUGAUGGUCAUGCAGAAGAGGAGUAAAGUCAUCCAUUCUUCUGACGAAAGUGAAGAGGAGGCAGGAUACGACGAUGAAGAUGACGACGAAUGGGAUGACUGAUGAGGCCGCGGCUGCUGAGGAUUCUGAACAUGUUAGUUUUAAGCUCAUUAACUGUUACAUGAUGUUUUGUGAGAAGCUCGGGCGCUUCAAAGUGGAAAACGACUUGUAUUUAUGGUAAACUGUACCUGUGCUGGAGUUAAAAAAAAUAAAAUAAAAAUAAAGUAAAAAUAAAAAAAUGAUGGAUGCACA